This is a messenger RNA of Symbiodinium necroappetens, 1317 nucleotides long. The record is from the annotation of a GenBank genome assembly. NCBI's taxonomy places the organism in Eukaryota, Dinophyceae, Suessiales, Symbiodiniaceae.
AUGCAGGAGGAUCGAAUCUCCGAGGAUCUGUCGUUCUGCCUUGGGAGCCAUCUCGUCGGAGAACUGCAGGCGCGGAGGCCGUCGCAGCGCCUGGGCCAAGGGAAACUGAUGGUCGGGAUUGCAUACAACGGUAUUCAGGUGUCCUGGCGUGACUCCGGAGAGUCCCUGCUGCCAGCUGCGCGCACGCUCCGGAGCAGUGGCGCCCCGCCCAGGCCUGGAGAAGGCCAGCCGCCAUGGGGACGUGGGCUUCGCUCGAAGCUGAAGGACAUCGUGACUGGAACAGUAAAAGCGCAGAAGCGCACAAGCCUCCAUGGACACAUGGGCUACGAACUUCAGCAGCGCAAGCAUUGCCACGGGACAUCUGCUUCGUUUGAAGCUGUCGCCUGCGCGCACGCGCGCGUCGCCGGCACGGAGCCCGAAGCCUGCGGCCCGCGCUGCCUGGCGCUGCUCUCCUCGGAUCUGGAGGAGAUCCUACGUAGCGGCCCCAAGGGAGACGCAACCUCUGGCCGCCUGAGCUUUCAGGAGGAGGUUGCUGCAGCUUCAUUGUGCUUUCGGCUACUCCUCUUCCGCCACCAGAUGCAGAAAUCUGGAGACAACUUCGGCAAGAAUCUUCCGAUGAAGUUCUUGCAAGAGUUUGCAUUCCUCUGGGAGAUGAGCCAUUUCCUGAAUUGGCAGCAUCUGCUGGAAUCUGGUUGGCCUGUGUUUGGUCUCUUUCGCCUCGUCGCGCAGCACUGGCCCAGAUCUGGCACGGCGGGAGACGAAACGGUGCGCCGCACACAUCGCGGCAAUGCGACGGCAUCGGUUUGUGAUGGGCCUUCGUCAAAGCUUCGUUCGUCAUUGGAGGCGAUGGGCUCCGACAUCGAUGGCGAGGGCCUGCGCGUUCCGGGGGUGGGCGAGCCGAAGGAGUGCGGCUGGCAGGAGAUCGCAGCAAUCCUACAUCUCGAGAGUGAAUCGCUUGGGAAGCUGCUCAUGACAGCCUGGCUGAUCUACAACGCGAACUCUUACCGGUACCACAUGUACAAUGGCAAGUCCUUCGCACCCCUGGAAGACAUGCCCUUCUACGAAAUGGUGCUACACCGGUCCUGGGAGCAAAGUCUGCUGGGACUCACCGGCGACGCCUCGCAAGGGCAAAGAGGAACUGUGGAGACGGCGGCGCAGCUGUUGCAGAGCCGAUGGGAUCCCUGGGAUCUUCUGAGCUCGCUGGAAGUGCUCCACCUACAUCGCUCCUGGAGGCUGUUCAAGGAGAUCCUGCCUGUGCAGCCCGUCAUUGUCGAGGCCGGUGCCAAUGACGGCAUUCACGAGGCGAUUUGGCUCCAG